Messenger RNA from Megalobrama amblycephala (Wuchang bream), 600 nucleotides. RefSeq names its product serine protease 27-like. Gene Ontology annotation, molecular function: serine-type endopeptidase activity. The record is from RefSeq and is a predicted model, not a curated record. Gene Ontology annotation, biological process: proteolysis. The transcript is spliced from 4 exons. Bases 1 to 585 code for a protein of 194 amino acids. Lineage: Eukaryota; Metazoa; Chordata; Actinopteri; Cypriniformes; Xenocyprididae.
AUGAGGAGGAUUGUGACUGAUAAAGUUGAUCAAACAAUCCUGCAGACAGAAGCAACACAGUCUUCUACACAAACCAGAUAUCUCUGUCCUCUACUUAAUUUGUCUUUGUCUAAACACACAGGUUCACUCAGCCAGUUAGAUGUUUGUGGUCGAGCCCCCCUCAACAACAAAAUUGUUGGAGGAGAGGAUGCGACAGCAGGGUCUUGGCCGUGGCAAGUCAGCAUUCAUGUCAUCGGCUUUGGCCAUAACUGCGGCGGGACUCUGAUCACCAAAGACUGGGUUUUAUCUGCAGCUCACUGCUUCCAGAAAAUUGAUGUGUCUAAGGUUGUGAUGUACUUCGGGCGUAUGAGACAAUCCGGCUCAAACCCUAAUGAAACAUCCAGGACAGCGAGGCAAAUCAUCACCCAUCCUAACUAUAACAGUGACACUAUUGACAAUGACAUAGCACUGGUCCAGCUCUCCUCUUCUGUGAAUUUCACUGAUUACAUUAAGCCGGUCUGUCUGGCGGCGGCUGGUAGUGUAUUUUCUGCAGGUACAGAGAGCUGGGCCACUGGAUGGGGCAGGCUGCAAACUGACGGUGAGUGAACAUUCGCUUGGCAA